Messenger RNA from Neurospora tetrasperma FGSC 2508, 903 nucleotides. RefSeq lists its product as uncharacterized. Lineage: Eukaryota; Fungi; Ascomycota; Sordariomycetes; Sordariales; Sordariaceae. Bases 1 to 903 code for a protein of 300 amino acids. The transcript is spliced from 3 exons. The record is from RefSeq and is a predicted model, not a curated record.
AUGGCAACAACAUGCGCCGCGACCACAGCAAAACCCCCUGCUUCUUAUCUGCUUCCUGGCAAGACUCGCCCAGUAGCAAAGCCAGCCCCAAAGCCAGAGCCUACGAAGGCCAAACCAGCAAAAUCGUUGGUCAAGGCAGAAGCAGCAAAGCCAUCUGCCGCACUGUCUGCGUCAGAAUCUAGAGGUAGUGACAAGGUGUUGAGACUCCCCGAAAAUCGUCAUCUGGACCCGUCGUCCGAACUUUCAAGCCCGCCUCACUUUUGCGCUGGCACUUUUAAACUUCCAUGGCUUGAAGUACUUUUCUUCUCUAAGGCCGCUGCCGCCAAGAAGGAUGAGUCUUCUGACUCAUCCUCUUCCGAGUCCUCUUCCGAGUCUUCUUCCGAUUCUAGUUCGGACUCUUCUUCCUCCGACUCUUCUUCUGAUUCCUCUUCCGAUUCGGAUUCGAGCUCUUCUUCCAAAUCUGACUCCUCUUCCGACUCUUCGUCUGAUUCCGACUCCAGCUCGGACUCCGACUCUGACUCUUCUGAGUCUGAGGCUGAGAAGAAGGAAGUCAAGAAGGAAGCCAAGAAGGCUACCAAGUCUGACAGUUCCUCGAGCGACAGGUCUUCCAGCGAUUCUUCGAGCCGGGCGCGGCCUGGCGUCUUCGGCAGUACCGGCCUGAACGUCGGCUGCAUUCCUCCCUCCACUUGCAAGAAGUUCGGACAACAGUUUCAAUGUUCAAAUCGUUGCCCACAAAAAGGUGGCCAUCUCAACAACUCCCAUCUCUACCACCAGAUGCUCCACGACUCGAAACAUCGCGGUAUUGAUGUCGGCGAUGUCAAGCUCAACCAUCACGGGCGCCAGUUUCAGCCACCCAGCCAGCCGACAUAUUGCCUGCUCCAUCUCGACCGACGGCACAGCUAA